UUGCCCUAUGAUUCGAUCUCUUUUCUUUCCCUGUUUUUUUUCCCUAAAUCAAAAGAAACCUAAAAAUAUAUCUUCCACCAAUCCGCCAAACAAACAAAAUAAAAAAGAAACCCUAAUUUUUUCCCCUUUUUUAAUCUACUCUGCGCAAAUUCCCAAAAGCCCCUAAAGAAUUCCUUUUGUUAAACCAUCUUCAUGCGUGUAUUUCAAAUUCUCUUUUGAUUUGUUUCUGGAAACAGAGUCUCUGUAGGGUUCUUGAUUUGAUCCGAGGUUUUGCUUUUCUUUUUCUUUUUAUUUAAAUUAAAUGGCGAACGGUUCGGAGGCGGAGGAUUUCGUUGUGUUAUCUCGGGUAAGGACGGGUCUGAAGCGUGAAUUUGAGUUUGCUUUGAAGGUUCAAGCAGAGAUCUGUGGGUCUUUGGGUCGAACUCGGUCUAGGAAGGCCCAGAAUGGACCGGUGUGUAGCCCGGGCAACAGGAGUAACAAGAAAUUGAAGAAAGAAGCAAAGGCUGAGAAAGAGAAGAGUGAUUUGGAGAAAUCUGUGAGGGUUGUGGAGGAAUCGGUGGAUUUGAUGAGUGAAGAAGAGGCCAAAAGCGAUGUGGUGGAUGUGGAAGAGCCAAAGAGAGAGGUGGUUGGUUGUGAAGAAGAGGAGUCGAAAAGGGUAGAAGUGAAAAAGGAAGAGGAAGUUAAAAAUGGGGUUAUUGAACCAAUGGUUGAAGAUGUAGUUGACAAGGAAGGAAAGGAAAUAAGUGAACCCGAAAAGGCGGUGGUAGCUUCACAAGAAGAAAAGCAAGAGGAAGAAAGGGAAGAAAAAAAAAAGGAAGAGAAGGAAUCAACAAUGGAUGUUGACAUCAGAGAGAAGGAAAGUGAAUUGGAAAAUGCAACGAAGAAUUUAGAAGAAGAAAAGGGAAAGGAGGAUUUGGUGAUAAAAAGUGAGUCCAGCAAAGGGGACUUGGGUAUGCCGGUUUUAGUUAGUUGCCAGGGUGAUAGUAAGAUGGAGCAAGUGAUGAAGGAGGAGAAGCCUCUACGGAGGUUUACUCGAUCCUUGUUGAAACCAAAGGUGGAGACAGUGAAUGAAACUGCUGUGAAAGAUGCUGUUGUUGUGAAUGUGAGUGAUGUGAAAAGUAGUGGUGAUGAUAAUAGGGUUGAAUGUGUGGAUAGUCCAAUGAAGCGGGAAAUGUGCGUGUCUACUAAGUUUGUGAGAAAUUUCCCUACAAAGUUAAAGGAUCUUUUUGAUUCAGGUAUGCUUGAGGGAGUAAAUGUGAGGUAUGCACGAAGCUCAAAGGUUACAAGAGCUUCGGGGAAUAGUGGGCUUCGAGGAGUAAUCAAGGGCACAGGGAUAUUGUGUUUUUGCACUGCUUGCAAGGGGGUUAAAGUUAUUACCCCUACCUUAUAUGAGAUUCAUGCGGGUAGCUCAAACAAACGUCCAGCUGAGUAUAUUUGCCUGGAGAAUGGGUAUACCCUGCGUGAUGUAAUGAACGCAUGCAAAGAGAAUUCAUUGACCACAUUGGAGAAUGCUCUGCAUAUUGUUAUUGGUUCUUCCAUGAAGAAAUCCAGCUUUUGUUUUAACUGCAGAGAGUCUAUUGGAGCUGGCUCCGGGAAACCUAAGGUUCUAUGUAAUUCAUGUGUGAAUGUAAAAGAGUCUCAAGAUACCUCAACUGAAGUGGCUAAUGCUAGUGAUAGAUCACCCAAACCAACUGUGGUUCCAAAGUCACCUAUCAGUGCUUCAAAAUGCAGCUCAUCACAAACUAAGAGUCAGGGAAGAGUAACUAGAAAGGAUCUGCGGAUGCAUAAAUUGGUGUUUGAGGAAAAAGGGUUGCCAGAUGGAACUGAACUAGGGUAUUUUGUUCGUGGACAGGUUGGUAAAAUGCUUGUCGGUUAUAAAAGGGGAUUUGGAAUACUUUGCACCUGCUGCAAUUCAGAGAUAAGCCCCUCUCAGUUUGAAGCUCAUGCUGGUUGGGCAACUCGUCGCAAGCCUUUUCAACACAUUUACACAUCAAAUGGAGUUUCUCUCCAUGAAUUGUCAAUAUCCCUGUUGAAAAACCGGAAGUUCUCUACAAAUGAGAAUGAUGACCUGUGCAGCAUCUGUUUGGAUGGAGGGAAGCUAUUGUGUUGUGAUACAUGUCCAAGGGCUUUUCACAAAGAUUGUGUUUCUCUAUCAAGCAUUCCAACUGGUACUUGGCACUGUAGAUAUUGCCAGAACACCUUCCAAAAGGAAAAGUUUGUGGAACAUAAUGCUAAUGCUCUAGCUGCCGGAAGAGUUGCUGGAAUUGAUCCAAUAGAACAGAUAAGCAAGAGAUGCAUUCGUAUUAUCAAAACUCCAGAGACAGAAGUUCUCAGCGUCUGUGUGCUAUGCAGAGGUUAUGCUUUUAGCAAGUCAGGUUUUGGUCCUCGCACUGUUAUACUUUGUGAUCAGUGUGAGAGAGAGUAUCAUGUGGGAUGUUUGAGGGACCAUAACAUGGAUGACCUUAAGGAGUUGCCAAAAGGAAAGUGGUUUUGUUGCAAGGAUUGCAAUAGAAUUCAUUCUGCUUUACAGAAAUUGAUAGUUCGUGGGGAAGAGAAGCUUCCUGACUCAUCUCUGCAUAUCAUAAAGAAGAAGCAUGAAGAAAAUAGUUUGGAGAGCAAGGCCAAUCUUGAUAUAAGAUGGAGGGUUCUCAGUGGGAAAAUGACAUCUUCUGAUGACACUAGAGUAUUGCUUUCCAAGGCUGUUGCAAUUUUCCAUGACUGCUUUGAUCCCAUAAGUGACUCUGGAUCAAGUAAAGGUGAUCUCAUCCCAUCAAUGGUUUACGGGAGAACUGUCAAGGGCCAAGAUUUUGGUGGCAUGUACUGUGCAAUCUUAACUGUCAAUCAAGUGGUUGUGUCAGCUGGUAUUUUUAGGAUUUUUGGGCAGGAGGUGGCUGAAAUUCCCUUGGUUGCAACAAGUACUGAAUACCAAGGACAGGGUUAUUUCCAAUGCCUUUUCAGUUGCGUUGAGAAGCUGCUUGGCUUCUUAAAUGUGAAAAACCUUGUGCUUCCAGCAGCUGAUGAAGCGGAAUCCAUUUGGACAAAGAAAUUCGGAUUCAGCAAGAUAACCCAGGAGGAGCUAAACAAAUAUAAAAGAGACUACCAAAUGAUGAUCUUCCAGGGUACAUCAAUACUGCAGAAGCUAGUCCCAGGAAUCCGAUUGAUCGGUAAAUCAGAGGUUGAAUGACUAGUGUCACUGUAGUGUUGGGUUGGCAUAUGAAAUUUUGAGCAUGGAGAAGCUAGUUUUUGAAGAGACUUUUCCUCCUAAAUGUACAGCCCACAGGGUUGUUUUUAUUCUUUUUUUUUCUGUACAGGAAAUAGAAGUCAAUUAGGUACUACAUGUUCUCUUUUUUGUUUUUUUUUUUUUGUUUUUUUGGAUUUGUAGCACAGAAAUGAAAAGCCAAAAAAAAAAAAAAAAAAAGGAGGCCAGGCAGCUUGAGGAAUUUCGAAAAUUUUGAUUCUAUGCAGUUAUAUAUAUAUAUUUUAUAUAAAAAGGCUGUGUUUGGGAUAUAGAAAAGAAUUGUAAGUAUUAAAAUUUAAAAUUUGAAAUUUUAAAUGUUAUCUAUUAAAAGUGUAAGAAUAAUUUAAUAAAUCAAUUAAAUUUAAUUUUGGAUGGUACUUAAUUGUUUCAUUCUUAAUGUUUAUUCCAAAUUUAAACUU
Durio zibethinus is the source of this 3657-nucleotide messenger RNA. RefSeq lists its product as uncharacterized. The record is from RefSeq and is a predicted model, not a curated record. Gene Ontology annotation, cellular component: nucleus. Gene Ontology annotation, molecular function: acyltransferase activity, transferring groups other than amino-acyl groups; RNA polymerase II transcription regulatory region sequence-specific DNA binding; histone binding. Lineage: Eukaryota; Viridiplantae; Streptophyta; Magnoliopsida; Malvales; Malvaceae. Gene Ontology annotation, biological process: positive regulation of transcription by RNA polymerase II.